This is a messenger RNA of Ornithodoros turicata, 7808 nucleotides long. Its product is annotated as rap1 GTPase-activating protein 2-like. Bases 1177 to 3285 code for a protein of 702 amino acids. The transcript has 19 exons. Gene Ontology annotation, biological process: regulation of small GTPase mediated signal transduction; activation of GTPase activity. Lineage: Eukaryota; Metazoa; Arthropoda; Arachnida; Ixodida; Argasidae. Gene Ontology annotation, molecular function: GTPase activator activity. The record is from RefSeq and is a predicted model, not a curated record. Gene Ontology annotation, cellular component: cytoplasm.
AUUUUUGCAUCGUUUUUUUUCUUCCUGCAAUAUUUUUGUACAUUUUUUUUCUGUUUUCUGCUUUGUCUAGGAGAGAAAUGUUGAUCAUCUCUGUAGCAGGGCUGCUUAAAGUAAAUAUUUGCUGCUCUACUCUAGCAACUUUCGCUUAGUCACAUUAUGUCACGUACUUAGUGACAUAUUUUAAAUAUAUUUUUUAUAGUAUCCUGUACAUGUCUGGUCUACAGCAGCGCGUUUGGUGGACUGCCUUAUGCGAGCGAAUGUAAGCUAUUCGACUGAAACGCAAGUGAAGUGCCAAAGAAACAUCACGGUGUAUACGGAAGUACAAUACAAAUUCCUUCGUUGGUUUUGAGUUUACCAGCGAACUGAGCAAAAAGCACAAGAAACACACAGACAAACAAACAGGAGAAAGAAAACAGGCGAUCAUCCGGUCAGUAACACCGUACAGUAAAAGAAUAUAUAUAUUCAGUGAGAUGCUUUUCGAGCACACAUUUACUUUGUCAGUUUGAGGUUGAGUGCUACAAAAAAUAAAUAAAAACGAAUAGUAAAAAAUGAAAAGGGGAACAAGGCGAAAUUGAAUUUCUCCUCUCUCCCUUUUACUCUGUCAGUUGAGAUCUACCACGAUAGCUACAUUGUAGAGUGCAGAGCAGACAUAAUUGACUUCCACACCUGUCGCCCACUGACCGACGCAACCUUGGCAGUUAUUCCCACUAAAACGCGUUUCUAGCCACGCUGCCUGGCAUCUGUCUGGGAGUCUGACCGUUCCUAGCUUUCAGUUUCCGUAUCGGUUAACAAGUCCUUUGCCACAGGUUCACACAUUCCCCCUUUUUUUUUUCCCUUGCUGCGGAGCGUUCAUGCAGACGCAAAAGAGCGACCGAUCCACUGCAGGCGACAUCUAGGGAGCCAUCUAGGGACAGCACGCGCUCAUCUAGUGAGUAUUUCCCCGGCGGCCAUAUUGACGUAGAGAGCAAGGAGCAGCGGUCCUCGCCUCCCUUGGUUGCUUCCUGCUGCCGGUGCGAAGAGCGUUGUACCGUUAUUUGCUCGUGUGGUGAACUUCGUCUGGUGGAUCGGGAUGUUCAUGCUUCAAACGUGGAUACCGCAAACAACCGCCGGACCGGAUAUCUGAAAUGGGCUGAAGAAGGAGGAUCCUACUUCUCGUAACAUCCUCAUGCGGGCCCUAUGGAAGACGUCACAGCGAGGGUUGUGCUCGACGAUGGAGUCAUCCGGGAACACUCCGCCGAGGGAGACUCAGGAAAGUCCAGCGAUCUCUUCGAGCUACUCAACAGGCUUCAGAACAGUAGACUCGACGACCAGAGGUGUGAACUUCCAAUAGGAGAUGCUUCUACAAGGAGGAACAACAGUCCCGUCGUCAGCAAGGCAGAACGACAAAACAAGGACCAAGAAAGGCUUGAGGAGAUACUCCGGAAGCAGAUCAGUUACCCCAUGGUCGUUCUGCCAACCGGGGGAGGUUAUUGGGUGGAUGGCAUUGACUGUUCCUCACCCUCCGAUCUUUGCGACAGCGUCUUCGUUCCUGGUCACUUUACACCGAGGAAGAUUGACAGCGAGGAGAUUGCCAAAACGUACAGGAAAUACUUUCUCGGAAAGGAACAUUUCAAUUUCGUUGGUCAAGACGACUCCGUCGGUCUGUUUGUGCUCUCAUUGAAGCUUGAGUCUGCCGAUGAGAAGAAUGAAUAUUACAGGGUUAUGCUGCGGACAAAGGAUGGGAUCCUGGUGGAUCUCAUACCAAGCAACCCCGGUACAGAAAUCUGGACAGCAGCCUGCUUCGUGAAGUACCUCUGUGAUAAUGCUUCAAACACCGUUAUUCAGCCGGUUUCAUUUCCAAAGGUCUCUGAGAUGCUCAUAAACUACGAUGAACAAGUUCUAGUCAACAAGUACAAGUUCGGAAUCAUAUACCAAUCCUUUGGCCAAAAAAAAGAGGAAGAACUUUUCGGAAACAGACGUCACAGUGAAGCUAUGGACGAAUUUCUUCACAUGCUCGCGGAGAAAGUCACCCUCAAAGAUUUUCUAGGGUUCCGAGGGGGUCUGGAUACGCAACACGGCCAAACGGGUGACGAGUCGUACUACACGUCCUUCAAUGGUUGCGAAAUUAUGUUUCAUGUCUCCACUUUGCUUCCAUACACGGAAGGAGAUGAUCAACAGCUCCAGCGGAAACGGCAUAUUGGAAACGACAUUGUAGCGAUCAUCUUUCAAGAUAAGAACACACCUUUCAUGCCAACCAUGAUUGCAUCCAACUUUCUCCACUCAUACAUCGUUGUACAGCCAAUUAAGUCUUCUCGAGUGCGGCCCGGAUCGACGAGGUACAAGGUGGCCGUGACAGCUCGUCUAGACGUGCCCUUCUUCGAGCCAAAGUUACCAGUUCCUGCAGAGUUCGAAGGCGGACCCGAAUUCCGAAAGUUCCUCCUCACCAAACUCAUCAAUGCCGAGAACGCUUCCUACCGAGCCGACAAGUUCUCCAAACUUGAAGCCCGUACGCGUUCCUCGCUGCUACAAACUUUGCACGACCAACUGUCGUCGAAGACGCAAGAUUUCCUGACCAGCCGCAGCACACCGUGUGAAGGGAUGGACAAAUCGGAACAGAAUGGUUCGCCUGGAUUUCUGGACGGAUUCUUCAGAAAAGCGCUGAGCGUGAAAAUCCGCAGCCAAUCCAUAGAGUCCAACCUGGCCAAGAGGUCGUCGUCGAGUGCCAGCAACAGCAGCUUAACGAAUACGGUCAUCGGAGAAAACACGCCGUUUAACGCUAAUACGCCUCGAGCUCAGAGCAGCAGGAACGUUAGCCAGGGGUCGCCAUCGCAAGGGACAGUUCGAAGCAAAAUGGAUUUCCCAACGGUGACGUCAAUCCUGUCCCUGAGCCGGCGACGACCCAACUCGAGUCCGAGCACCCCAGUGUCUAGUCCCGGGACGCCUCCGCCCGUUAACAAGCACCAACAGCAGCCGGAGUCAGAUAACUCGAGCAUCAACAGCGUCGAGUCAGACGUCGGCCCACAAGACGGCCUCAUGUCGUCUUCGAUGCAUCGAGCAGGGACGACUUCAGAGGCGACCAGAACCUUACGGGUGCCCACAGUCGAGGAGGUGGCCCAAACGUACUCUGAACAGAUCGAGGCGUUAUCUCAAGAACUUUGCAAGCUGAAACGGGAGAGGACGGAUUGGACUCGAGAAAAGACGGUGAUACAAACCGACCUUCAGAAGCUGGCCGAAAAAGAAAUGCGACUGACUACAGAACUGUCCUUGGCCAAGCGCGAGAUCGCGCGAAUGGCAAAACAGGAAUGACAGCCAGCGAGCCAGAUGGCGUACGCCAAAGACUAGUCAACUACAACGUCGAGAGCUAUUGUGUUGUGCACUCGUACAUUGACUCGUGCGCUUUCCUAUAUCUUUUGAACAAUGUGUAACGCACUUUUAAGUCGCCUCGACCGCUUCCGCGAAUUUGUCGCACAACGUGACAGCCGAGGUGGCUUAGUCGUGUUUUACCGAAAGAUACCGGUGAUUCAGAAAGCUUACAAAGAGUACAUACUUGAUUUAGUGCGAUUUCUUUCUUUUUUUUUUUUACUAUAUCUGCUGUCCGCUGUGAAUACGUUUCGAGGUGCUUUUUGCGUGGAUCGAUGGAACUUCUCCAAGGACACGAGCGAGAACCAUGACUUGCGGUACAUUCCCCCUCCCCCACACACUUCCCUCAUUCCUGAAGGUCCUCAACCUCCUGAAGACUUCCACUGAAGAUCCCUAUGCACAUAGCAAUGGUGCAGUCUUCGCGCACUUAUAUACGCGAGGACCUUCGUGAUGUUAUAAUAAGAUCGCGCUAAACGAAGUGUUUUUCUAUUGCAGAUGCCGUUGUUGUACAUAAUGCUGUUGUUGUUGUUGUUGUUCUUGUUGUUGCUGUGAAGGCGUCUCACUGGUUAAGCCCAACUGUUACAUGAAUUGUAGAAAUCCGCGUGCCCGGAUCCACACCUUUUUCGUAUGUGUGUGCGCGUGUGUGUUAUAUGCAACGCGAUUGUUUGCACACAAAUUGCAGUGAAACUGCGUUAUUUUGGGGAAUUUGAAGUGCCACAAUAGAAGCCCUGCAGUUCUUUCUAUCAUCUGCGUGGGAAGACUGCGAAUUUUGGCAAAAAUGUAAGAAUUGAAGCUUGCGGCAUAGUUGCCGUGAAAGCUGUCGAAACCCCAAAUCAAGAGACACCAGUGUGUAGUCAACAAAUGAAACCGGAUGAUGUUAUGAAAACGCUUAAAGCUCGUAUAAAAAUUAUGAAAAUGAACGUUAAGAAUCAAAUAAAAUUAUAGUCUAUUAAAAAUUAAAAUUUUAUGAAAAAUAAACAUGAAAAACAGUUCAGUUGCGAUACUGACGCGACCUUACGAAGGUUACGACUCAAACGACCACGCCGAGAAAAAAAAAAGUAUCGAUAGCUCUUUUAUAUAUCGACAAUUUUGCGUAUGGACGCUGUGAAGGUCAGUGCACAAAUUAGUUACCUCGGGAAUUUUGCAAUGGAGCUUUUUUGCACUCUGAGGCAAUGGAACUUUAACUUAACAUUGUUUGAUAACUGCCUUUUUGCGCUACACGAGCUUAUUUAUAAAUCUUAAACACCGCGGAACGCUUUUCUGAUCUGCUGUUUCAUUCGUCUUUUCCGUUCUCCUUGUGCACUACCUUGCACUUUUUCGAAACCUACAAGCUGCUUUUCUAUGUACACAGUCACACGAUGCCCUGUCCUGGGCUGUUGUAUUGAGGCGAUAUAAACCACGAACACAUAAGCAGUGCAGCCGCAACAGUUUUACUACAGUUGUCACAAAAUGUGUUGUCGUGCCUACUACCAUGAAUAUUGUUUGCAAUUGAGCGAUUUAUUUCCCUUCUACUUGUGCCAACGAGAGUUCCCACACCAGUACCAGUGUACGCCAGUACAAGUGUUCUGAAACUGGUCCGGGACUAGCAGACAUACAGGUCGAAGCCACACCGCCUCUGACCCACACAGGGCUAGUUUUGGUGCGGUCGUCGAACCUUUUUGCCCGACGCCAUUGACUUUUCUGCAAUGGCCACUGCGACUGGAGAGUGGCUAUUACAAAAGUGAUUGGCAGUGGAGAGGAGGAGAGGUGCUUGGUUACUUCCUGAACGACACGAAGACUGUCGUGUUUGUUUGGGAAUCUUCUUGCGGAACUUGUCUACAGAUUUGCGCAGGCUGUGGGAACUGACAGAGAUUGCAGACACUGCACAUUGUUGGCCCCCUGUCUCCGCUCAUGUUAACUCAAUUAUCGGUUCCAAUGUGCAUGUGUGCUUGUAGUUGUUACAGCCAACGUAUAAGAUCUACCAAAGUAGUUUUCCUUGAGGACUGGUUGCCUGUGAUUUAUUGUGUAGGAGUACCGUGUGUUCACACGAGCGACGUCCUCACGGAAGAUUCUAGCGGAAGAAAAAGCGAAAACACUGCUCAGGGAGCCGAAAUUCCGUCCCGUGUUAUGUUGAGCAUUCACACGGUGCCGGAAUAUCGGGAGUGGCGUACUGCGCACUUAGCAGACGACACCGCCAGCGUCUUUUCCUGUCGUCUGCUACGGAAUAUUUUGCCUGUCUCGCAGGAUAUUCCCGACGGUUAGCAGUGUCAACACCACCCAGAUGAGAAAGCCUGCUUAAUCGUCGCCGUGACGUAACAACAGAGAAACAGCCAAUGAGGAUCGUGUUAUAAACUGCCGUAGCCAAUCGCGAACGUGCUUUCAGCGGUCGUAGCCAUGGAGACGAGACACCGUCGGCCUCAUGGACAGCCACUGUCGUCUGCGAGUAAUGAAUAGGUCCCCGCGUACGAAAUGGAAAGCAAAAUAAAGCGCAAGAUGGUCCCACAUUUUUCUCAAGACUGAUUUUCUGGAAAGCGUAUUUCACCUUUAGUCUAUCGGUUAAAAUUUGCGAAAUUAGCAUCAACCAUUUGCGAGUUCUUUAAUUCGCAGAGCGGCGAAUCGCUGUAGCAGACGAAUUCUGAUGAUAUGUGUCACGUAGCGAAGGAGGGAGAGGAGGCGUUAAGCAGACCUUCUGUAUCUAGGUGGCGUUGCCAGUGCACGUGAAGACAGGACGUUGAGUGCUCGCGCUCACGUGACAGUAGAAAGCUAUGACGUCAUUGUGGGGAAUGUCGCUCUUGUGAACACACGGAUAACGUAGGAAGCAUGGUACAAAAUUACUGUAGUAUAUAUCGCCGUCCGUGACCUUCAUGUGCUACACUGUCAUUGUUGUGUAAGACAUAGGGCUUAUACAUACACGCUGUGUACGGACGUAGUUUCAAAGUAUAUUUCGCACAUGGAUGGGCAGAGCACUUAUGCAAUAUGCAAACGAAAGCCUCAACUACAGAAUGUCGAGAGAUAAAGUUUGCAGUUCUCUUCGUACCUCCCGCCAUCUUGACGCACCUUGAAUUUUGGAGAAACAAUUUUCUGCCCGAGUUUGAGUGGUUAACUUCUGGAGUGACACCAUUCCCUACUAACGCGGGAAGGGCGGGUCAAAUUUCUAACAACAGCUAUUCCUGUGGACAGUGCCCCGGUGCAACCCAGAUAUGCUCCGGCGAGGAGAAAAAUUUGAGGGUGUCUGAAUACUAGGUCCCUAAGUGUAGGGCGAAGAAAAUAACCCCAUCGUCUGCUCGAUAUCCGCCAUUUUGACUCCAAAGCACAGCGCUUACAUUUGACACUUAGCUAAACACUACACUGAAAGGGACAGUCGCAUUCGGAAACCCGUAUAUGGAACCGAUUCCACUAUGUUCGGCAUCGGCGGACAAUCUACCUGGCUAAUUUUUUCGUCCAAUAACUGCUUAGAUAUUAAGAAAACGAAUUUUAAAUAUCAGCGCCGCUUCCACGGCUGCAGAGACGUCACGUGACGUCAGGCGGCAUGAAGGCAGGAGGAGAAAGGCAUAGAAAUCAUACUCUCCUUAUGAUUUCUAUAGAGAAAGGCGACGUCCACGCGCCCGCACGGCCACUGCAUUCCUUUUCUCUAGGCCGUGCUCUAAUUGGUGGUGUAGGGAAUGACGUUUUCGCCUUUUUUCAGAGUGGGAACUCCGGCGUACUCUCAACAUCCGGCGUCUGCUCUUGUCAUGUAUUCCACCGAAUAAUAGACUGCGCCGCUAUUUCUCGUGGGAUUUUCGACACCGUGGUAGAAAAUGACGAGGAAAUGAGUUUCGACGAAGAAUAAAAUGACACAGUAGUUUCGAAAUCGACCGAAACGGAUGCAACCGUCCCUUCAAGAACAGACAAAUAGCAGACUAGGCUUGAGAGGUUGGCGGAAGCGAAACACAGCAUCCAGGCAAGGUGACCGAUCGCGUCAAAAUGGCGGCGUCCUGCAGGUGCCUCUGCUCCACACAGAGGGGCUAGUGUUCAGGUUCCCUACCACCACCGCCGGUGGUUUUGCGUGUGUAUAUGACUGUGCACAGUAAUUCGAGGUCUUCUAAUCUGAGAACGACAUAAAAGCAUUUCUUAAUUCUUGCUAAGGAAGGUGCCAUUUUAAGUGUGCUUUCGUAUUCUACGGGUGACUAAAAAUAGCCCUUGGUGUUGUUCUGCAAAAGUAUGUGGAUUACUUUGUCUGAGGGCGUGGAUAUCACUGUCCCUCAUAGAUAUUGAGCUUUAUGGCGUGCUUAUUUAUUUCAAGAUGGUGAGUACUUCAUUUUUUGCAGGUUUAAAACGGUUUCUGCUGAUACCCUAAGCAUUUGAUAUCUCCCGCACAAACGAACAACCUAUGCCGCAUAUUACAACUGUCAUUCUUUAUCUGAUAGCAGAGAAGGACUCCUAUAUUUUCAUAGUUACAUGCUCUAUGUAGUUCCUGUGCACAAGUGAAUAAAGCCAAUCGAAACCAGUGA